AAACUGCCAAUCAUUUUGACACAGUCAAAACGCUGUCUUACAUUUUAAGGUAAAUUCACAGUCAAGCUAAUAUGUAACUAUACAAAAAUGUAUCCUCACAAGACAACAUCAAACAAGCUUGGCAAGAUGUCAUUUACUUACUUUCUGUUCUGGUAAAUAUUGUAUCACAUCACAACAGUCAUGAUAACAGUUCUAGAAAGAGCUGAAGAUUUGUAGACUGAAGGCACGCUCGGGAUCUAUCCCUGAUGGAAUUUAACUAUUUAGAAAACAUACGAAAACUAAAGGAAAGGAUUGCACCAUUCAAACGCCAACUAUGCAAUGAAUCCCGUUGUCCAAAGAUCAGAAAACGUUGGGAAGAUCAUCAACACAAAUGUCAUACUGUGAAAUUUAAAAAAUUGUCGUUGGAGAAUAAAGAACCUAAGUCCUGCAUUAAAAUCUCUAAAUAUAAAACUGCUGACCAAUUAGUCCAAACAAGUAUUGAUAUGAAAUGCCACGUAGGAACUAAUUGUAACAUUUUUCACGAUGACAAACAAGCAAUGGCCAAGAUCGCUAGUGAAGUUAUGAACGCAGAAAACGUUGGUGAAUUUUUUGCUCGCAACCAGUCUUGCAACACGACGGUAUCAUUUAAGAAUUUCUACAAGGAACGUUUGCAGUACGAAGUACUUCAGUGGCUGCGCGAAGUGCCUAUCGAAUCUGAAUUUAAUUCAACUGCUAAAAUAGUAACAGAAAAAAUUGUUAAUAAUUUAAUAGAGAAAAUAGACAAGCUGUCUGUUGAAGCUGACGAGGAUUGGUACGAAGUGAAGCUCAAACGAGAGAUAGAUCAUUGUUUAAACUCUUUGCCUAUGUCAUACCAUAGCACUAAAUGUGCAAAGAUCAGAUAUAUACUGACAGAGAGCCUUAUUACUAGGAUUAUGAUACUGAAUAGUAAAUAUCUUUACGAUGCUCCGACUAGCUUCCAAGAUGAUCUCGAUGUGAAUCAUUAUGCAAGCAGUAAAGAAAUAUUCCAAGUACCAAUAGUCAGCAUGUUUGAAAACGAAAUAUUUACUUGGCUCGAAUCGAAGAAUUUGAAAAGUGAAGAUGGAGCACCGUUGAAUUUGAAAUACAUAACGAAGAUGCUUUUAAAUCGGCUCCUACCAUGUUUGAUGGAUAAAAGCACAAAGAGAAGCAAGUAUUUAAUAAAAGGUGGGAUCGUAGAAGUCUUGGAUACCUUGCCUUUGACAAUGGCUUUAUUUAAAAACCGAAUUUUCUUAAAUGGUCUCGCAAUGGAGUUGACAAACAUACUGAUGAAUGCACAAAAUAACUUUGAACAGUUGACAAUAUAUAACAAUGCUUAUUUAGGCUUUAGUAAAACUCUAAGUUAUUUAAAUCCUGAACAUUAUAUGAAUAAUUCUUUAAGGCGUGAAUCUAUAGGCAAGCCGGUUACGCUACGAAUGUCGAAUACAAGCAAAGUUCGCGCAGUUGGUAAAGCAAGUAGUAAUGGUAUUUAUCAAUCAAAAUCAAACAUAAAUAGACCAUAUAGAGAAAGUCAAUUCGUUGCUAUGGAACUCAACAUGAGUUCAUAUUCUCAGAUUGAAAGAACACUUACUAGAGAUCCUCCAUUCUCACGAAUGACACUAAAAAUUCUAAGAGAUGUGAAAUCAAGGAAUUCAAUAGUUAGAUUGAAAAAUUUUAAGAAAAAUAACGUACCAAGUCUAUUGUCGAUAUCAUUAAGUUCAGUGGAUGAAAAAUAUUACAAUUCCUCUUGUUGUUCUUAUUUUGAUAAAAAUCGUAAUAAAUUCAGAAAUAAAAACAUAGAUCGCUUACAUGGUAUAGAAGAUACAGCUAAUGUUGACAAAGUGUCCUCUCUUAUUAGAGCUUGGAUUGAAAAGUUGCCAAGAAAUUAUGGUAAGUUGAGAAACAGAACUGUUAUGGAGUCUAUAAGUGGUGACUUCGCUCAGGAAAUAACUGAUCAAAUGUCUGAUCCACCCGUUGGAGAAGAUAGUCGUGAUAAGGAAACUAUAGGAGAUGUAAUAUCAAAAUGGUUAUCCUUACUUGGCUUUGUUAAAAAUUCAGAUGAAGCUUUAUUAUACAAAAAUGAACUGUUAUGUGAAUUGCAAGAUAUUUCUUUACAAUCUCCACGUAGAUUGAAUAUAUUACAAGAUAUUGAACCAAAGAUGAAUUGUAAAAUAAAUGAAAAUAUGGACUUGUUGAAUGGUGAAUUUUUAUCUUGGCUAAGUAAACGGCCAACUGAAAUUUCAACGGAAUCAGAUAGCAAGAAGUUAGUUCAUGAUUUCGCUGUUAUAAUUUACAACGAGCUAAACAAUAAACGUUGUAAUAAUAACUUGACAUCAAUUUUAAAACGUUGGUUGAAAAAUAUAAUUGAAUCGGAACAGAAUAUCUGUCUACAAACGUUGUCGAAGGAUUUCAAAAGCCAAAUCUUUCAGUAUUCACGUAGCAAUCAAAAUAAUAAAUCAAAUGUUGAGGGAUGUAAUAAUGGUACAGUUUUUGAAAAUAUAAUGAAGCAAUGUUUGAUGACAUUUUUUAGCGAACCCAAUUUGAACAAACGUAUAGCUGAAGAUGUAUUCUGGAAUAUUCUGAGCAAUGUGAUGCAAAAUGUUUACACGCAGUAUUCCAAAAUGGAAACUCUCCAAGUUGAGAAUGAAGAUACACCAUAUGAUAAGUUAAAGACAGAAUUAGAUUAUAUUAUUUUAAUAUCAGAUUGGUUUAACAAAUUGCCUAAAACUUCAGCCUUGCAUCGACUAAGUAGUAGACAGAGUAGGAUGUUUUUGAUUAAUUUAGCGAAAACAAUUGAAAACAAUGUUAGUAGAAGUGAAUUAGCAACACGACUUGACGAGGAUUUCUAUAGAGACUUAAUUUUAAACCAUUGCAAUCAUUUUGGACCCCUACGUAAUGCCUGCCUGGAAAAAAAUCUAACAAAACCAUUGGUUGAUGCUUUAGUAAAAUAUGAAAUACAAAAGUUAAAAGAUAAACAGAACAUUACAACAGAAAAAGAUUUGAAAAAGGUUGAAAAACAGAAAGAAAUUAAAAAUAUUAUGAAAGAUUCUCAGAAGAAAUAUGAAGCCACUGACGACGAAAUGUAUCAGGAAUUAACAGAAUUAGUUCAAAAUGAAAUAAACAAUAUGUUUAAUUAUUUUUUUAGUCAUUUCAAUACAAUUUCAACUCUUAGUUAUUGGUCAGUGUUUCCUGUAGAGGAGUGGCGCGGCUGUUACCGGCCUGACCUCGCCUACUCGAUCCUGCGACUACUUAAAAUGACUGUCAGUAUUCCAGAUUAUAAAAUUACUUUUAAAAAAUUAACUGACUAA
Molecule: messenger RNA, 3302 nt
Organism: Papilio polytes (common Mormon)
Lineage: Eukaryota; Metazoa; Arthropoda; Insecta; Lepidoptera; Papilionidae
Exons: 4
Coding region: 246-3302 (1018 amino acids)
Source: RefSeq, a predicted model, not a curated record